This is a messenger RNA of Ceraceosorus bombacis, 1084 nucleotides long. Lineage: Eukaryota; Fungi; Basidiomycota; Exobasidiomycetes; Ceraceosorales; Ceraceosoraceae. The record is from the annotation of a GenBank genome assembly.
AUGCCUAGCCCGCGCCCCGCUCCUCAAGAUGGCAUCGACUUUGACGGUCUGGACAAUCCAAUCGACGGUGACACACCCACCGGUCCAGCGCCUGGCGUAGCGGUUGCUGCCAAGAUUGAUGAUUACAGCGUCGACGAGUCGGCCGUGACAGACACGAUCGUCUCGGCAGUAGCCGAUGAUGCCUCGGACGACGGUGAAACUCUUUCCCGUCGAGGUACCUGCACCAACAAUGGCAACCUCGGCUGCGGUCCUCGAGUAUCCAGUCCCGCAGACACGCCCGAAGCUUUUCUUGCCUCUACUACGCUAGCCAACCUGGCAAAAGAUGCCAUCAACCCUGCUGGAUUCGUCUUUGUCAAGGAUUCGAGCGGUAAGCCUUGGCGCAACUAUCAAGCCUCUGCCGAGGCCAGCGGCUACUACGGCGUAAAAUAUCUCAAGUCCUACGACGUCAAUGCUUGUGCCGACUUUUGCAAAAGCGCCAACCCCAACUGCAACGCUUUCGUCAUCUACGCCGAGCGUGCUCCGAGCGUCGAUCCUACGGCCGCCAAUCGCAACCCCAAAUCCAUGACCAACCUGGUGUGCACGGCCUACUCUUCGCUCACUACGGCAGCAGCCACGAACAGGGAGAGCUACCGCUACGACUUUAAAGUGGUCAUGGCCGCUUCCAACGCGUAUCAACGUCCUACCAUCAACGACUUGGCUGCUAUUCCAGGCUACACUCUCAACACGCUGCCGGGCUCUCUUCAAGCUCCUUCGGGCUACAUGGGCGCGCUGACGCUGAGCAGCGACUUUAACACUGCAAAUUGCGCCACUGCUUGCACCAAAAAGACUGGAUGCGUGCAGUUUGUGUCGUACGCGCUCGAACUGAACGGCGUGCCAAACGCUCAGCAGUGCGCCUUCUACAACAAGGUCUGGGGCGCAGAGUACGCCACCAACAGUGAGUGAUGCGUGCGAGCGAUGCGUGUGAGUGUGAGGGGAGGCAUAUUUCGCUGACUUGAUUUCCUCAUUCUGUCGCUCAGCUGGUCAAUGGCGCGGCAGCGAUCACGUCACUCUUUCUCGUGUCGUCACUGGCGUGGUCAGCCAGUAA